Messenger RNA from Rhagoletis zephyria (snowberry fruit fly), 3058 nucleotides. It is a transcript of the gene Doa, whose product is annotated as CDC like kinase darkener of apricot. NCBI's taxonomy places the organism in Eukaryota, Metazoa, Arthropoda, Insecta, Diptera, Tephritidae. Gene Ontology annotation, cellular component: nucleus. Gene Ontology annotation, biological process: regulation of RNA splicing; protein phosphorylation. The record is from RefSeq and is a predicted model, not a curated record. Gene Ontology annotation, molecular function: ATP binding; protein serine/threonine kinase activity.
CAUAGCAGCGAAUGAAAAGAGGCAGGAAAAUUUCGAAAAAGCGCUUGCAUUUUGUUUGCUGUCAAUCAGAAGUUUUAAAUUUUCUUCAACAUAUCGUCGAGUAGGCCUAGUGCGUUGAAGUGUAAAUUAAAAACGUAUAGCGUACUUACAAGAAUACAGUGCAAUUUGCUUUGAAGUGGUUCGCCUUGCGCCAGUUUCUUUCAUAGAUCUUCGCUUUGAUUUUCCCCUGUUUUUGUGCAGGUGUGAAAAGCAAGCAUUCCAACAACAAGUCCUUUGCACGCACCAACCUAACAACAACAAGCAACGCACAUUGCAGAUAAGUGUGAGUGCAACAGCGAUAUAACGUUUGUUUUGAUUAGAUAAAAGCCAAACGUUUCGGUUUCUUGAACAAUAGGGUAACGCUGCCGAUUAAUUUACGCGAGGUGUGGUGAAUUUAUAACAAUGCAGAAGUGCCAGCAGCAGUCAUCGCCUUCUAACCAAUGACUUUUCCCCGAAGUGCGUAAAUGAAACAACUUUCUGUUCGAGUUUCAAGCAUUUGACAUUUGGGCUUAUACGCGAACAAGGUGAUAAAGUGUAGAGAAACGAAAGUUGGCGUUUAUAAAAGAAAAAAAAAAAUCUACAGAAAAACGUUGAAAAUAGGAGAAAAACAAUUGCAAUCAAAAUAAAACCAUCGCGCCGCAUAAAUUUGGACGCCGCACAAUAGUGGCAAUUUUGCAGCAAGUCAAGUUGGAGUUGAAGCGUGAGAAAAAAGUGCUAGAACGUAGAGUCGAUGUAUUUGCGAAUACAGGAGCCGGCCAUUAGAACUUGGAAGCGCAUUACAAAUUUGGUGAAUACGCUUUGGAACAGAUUAUAUCUACCUGCUUCGCCGUUUUUAGCGCUCACAUAUCCAGCUUCACCAAUCAACUUGCCCGAGAUGCCAAGGACACGCAGACGUCAUCAUUCCCAUGAUCGUUCAUCAGGUGCCCAUAGGGAUAAGCGUAGACGUGUCGAUUCUGAAGAGACAUCACCUUUGAAAACGGAUGCGUCAUCACCACCACGCGCAAGAUAUACACGAUCGGAUGCCAAAAAACGACAUCAUGAGUCAGACGUCAGUUCGCAUGUAUCAAAGGACUCAUCCUUUGAUCGUUCAUCGCGACGUCGCAAGGAACGCUCCAAACGUUCACACCGUAAGUCACCCACAUCGGGUAGGCGUGCCCAUAAAUAUCGUUACAGAGAUGAGACCUCCAAUUCGAGCUCACGCCGGCGCCAUCGGGACCGUGCCAAGGGCGCUGAUGAGCGUGAUGCGGGGCGUAAUAAUCGGCGCUCACAUUCUAAGACAGCAAAGCCCGUCAUACAAGAUGAUGCUGAUGGCCACUUGAUAUAUCACAACGGCGACAUUCUUCAUCACAGAUACAAAAUCAUGGCAACUCUGGGCGAGGGUACAUUUGGACGCGUUGUCAAGGUCAAGGAUAUGGAAAGGGAUUUCUGCAUGGCCUUGAAGAUCAUCAAAAAUGUGGAGAAAUAUCGUGAAGCUGCCAAGCUGGAAAUAAACGCUUUGGAAAAGAUCGCCCAAAAAGAUCCACAUUGCGAACAUUUGUGUGUAAAAAUGAUUGAUUGGUUCGACUACCAUGGUCACAUGUGCAUCGUUUUUGAGAUGUUAGGUUUAAGCGUGUUCGAUUUCUUGCGCGAGAACAACUAUGAACCAUAUCCAUUGGAACAAGUACGACACAUGGCCUAUCAAUUAUGUUACUCAGUGAAAUUUUUACAUGAAAAUCGUUUAACGCACACUGAUCUUAAGCCUGAAAAUAUACUCUUUGUGGAUUCGGAGUAUACAACGCACUACAAUCACAAAAUUAAUCGUGAAGUGCGUCGCGUCAAAAACACCGAUGUUCGCCUAAUCGAUUUCGGUUCAGCUACAUUCGAUCAUGAGCAUCACAGCACAAUUGUAUCGACACGUCACUACCGUGCACCGGAAGUUAUUCUAGAAUUGGGUUGGUCGCAGCCCUGUGACGUUUGGUCAAUUGGCUGCAUACUCUUCGAAUUAUAUCUGGGCAUCACACUCUUCCAAACGCACGACAAUCGUGAGCAUCUCGCGAUGAUGGAGCGUAUAUUGGGCCAAAUACCAUAUCGUAUGGCACGCAAAACAAAAACAAAAUACUUCUAUCACGGUAAGUUGGACUGGGAUGAGAANCGUCUGAUUUUUGGCCAAUACGCCAAGCGUAUUGCAAAACCUUUAGCCGAGUUUCAGUUCUUUCAAGGCAAACUAAUCCAUUUUACAUCAAUAAUAUUACUAAUCUAUUUUCUAUUUCAUUACUCUUCCUCUCUAGGUGAUGCGCUACGACAUCCAUUCUUCGACAAGCUUCCACCGCACCAACGCGUUGGCGACGUCGGCAACAAUAAGCAGGCCGUCUCUUCGGGCAGCAGCAGCAGUCGUGAACGUUCGCAUAGCUUGUCAAGAUGAGAUUUAGCGCGAUUUGGUUAUUGUUAAUUAAAAUUAGAAUUGCAACAAGGAACAACAGAGAAAUAGAAGAAGGAACAACACGAACUACAAAUAUACAAACAAAAUAUAUGGUGCAGCAAUGAGUAGAGAGAACAAAACGCAGGACUUAGGCGCAACCAGCAAACAACAGGUGAUGAUGACAAUGGUGCAGCGCAACAACCACCGUACCAGAAUCAAACUUUGGUGAAGAGAAAAAGACAAGACUUCUUCAUCAUCACACAAUGUCAACCACAAUUAGGUAGCAGUGAAAAUAGCAACAACACACUUCCAUAAACUAACUAAAUUAUAGAAAAAAAAAAUUCGCAAGCAUACAAUAACAAUAGUAAGGAACACAAAUAACUUAUAUACAGCAACAAUUAGAAGCAGACAGACAUACAUACAAGUUCAAGGUUGUACUAUAUAACAUAGGUACAAGCGCAAUUAAUAUUGCAGGUACUUUUUAUAAAAGUAUAAUUUCCUUUUUUGCAUGCAACUCAACAUCUUUGCUAUGCUAAAGAAAUCGUAGAAACUGCGAAAAGAGCUGAGCAAUUUAAAGCGCUACACAUGCACAACCAAAUUUGGCGAAAAUAGAAAAAAAAA